Molecule: messenger RNA, 2849 nt
Organism: Esox lucius (northern pike)
Lineage: Eukaryota; Metazoa; Chordata; Actinopteri; Esociformes; Esocidae
Gene: qars1
Product: glutaminyl-tRNA synthetase 1
Exons: 23
Coding region: 57-2384 (775 amino acids)
Biological process (GO): glutaminyl-tRNA aminoacylation; translation
Cellular component (GO): aminoacyl-tRNA synthetase multienzyme complex; cytosol; cytoplasm
Molecular function (GO): glutamine-tRNA ligase activity; ATP binding
Source: RefSeq, a predicted model, not a curated record
GCCCCUUCCGUGGAAUGUCUUUUUGCAGCGUGUCUGGCGGUUGAGAAUUGUGAAAGAUGGCGGAUCCGUUGACUCUAUUCACUUCUGUUGGGCUAAGUGAACAGAAAGCCAAGGAGACUUUGAAAAAUGAAGCCUUAAGUUCUGCCCUUAAGGAAGCCAUAGCAAAGGCCCAGCAAGUGCUUGGAGCGUCGGGAAUAGACAAAUCGAUGGGCACCCUCCUGUACACCAUGGUUUCUCGUCUCAGAGACCCCAGACGCCUGGGCUUUCUCACAGAUCAAAUUGCUCAGCGGAAGAUUUGCACAGAGCUGCAACUGGCAGCUGCAUUGGAGUUUGUGAAGGGCCACCCCCAGGACCCCAUCAACCAGAAGGAGUUUGACACUUUGUGUGGAGUAGGAGUGGUUAUAACACCAGAGCAGAUAGAAGAUAAGGUGGAGCAAGUGAUCAAGAAGCACAAAGAACAGCUGCUGAAGGAGCGGUACCGCUUUAACAUGGGACUGCUCAUGGGAGAGGCUCGCUGUGGCCUGAUGUGGGCUGACGGGAAGAUGAUAAAAAAUGAGGUAGAUUUGCAGGUCCUCCAUCUUCUAGGCCCAAAGACGGAGGCUGACCUUGAGAAGAAACCCAAGGUUCCAAAGGCCAAGGCUCCCGCUGGUGAUGCGCUGGUGAAGGAGGAACUCACUGUGAACGGAGAGUUGAAGAUCGAGGGCAGAUCACUGAUGGAUCAGUUGAGAGGAGCAGCCCUGAAUUUCCACAAACCAGGGGAGAACUACAAGACAGAGGGCUAUGUGGUCACUCCUAAAACCAUGGACCUGCUGAAGGAGCACAUGAAGGUCACUGGCGGACAGAUUCGAACUCGUUUCCCUCCAGAACCCAAUGGUAUUCUUCACAUUGGUCACGCCAAAGCCAUCAACUUCAAUUUUGGCUACGCUAAGGCUAACGACGGGAUCUGCUUCUUGAGGUACGAUGACACCAACCCCGAGAAGGAGGAGGAGAAGUACUUCACUGCCAUCAAAGAUAUGGUGGAGUGGCUGGGUUAUAAGCCUUAUGCAGUCACUCACGCCUCGGACUACUUCCAAACACUGUAUGACCUGGCAGUGGAACUGAUCCGGAGGGGUCAUGCCUAUGUGUGUCACCAGCGGGGGGAGGAGCUGAAGGGGCACAACCCACCGCCGUCGCCAUGGCGAGAGCGUCCCGCCGAGGAGUCAUUGGUGUUGUUCGACAGGAUGAGGCAGGGCCUGUUUGCUGAAGGAGAGGCCACACUCAGGAUGAAGACUGUGAUGGAAGACGGCAAGUUGGACCCUGUGGCCUACAGGAUCAAAUACACAGCCCACCAUCGCACUGGGGACACAUGGUGUAUCUACCCCACCUACGACUACACCCACUGUCUUUGUGACUCCAUUGAAAACAUCACUCACUCCCUCUGUACUAAGGAGUUCCAGGCCAGGCGGUCGUCAUAUUUCUGGCUGUGUAACGCUCUGGAUGUAUACUGCCCUGUGCAGUGGGAAUACGGCCGUCUGAACCUGACCUACACUGUGGUCUCCAAAAGGAAGAUCAUCAAACUGGUAGAGACCAGUAUCGUCAGGGACUGGGACGACCCUCGGCUUUUCACUCUGACAGCUCUGAGAAGGAGGGGCUUCCCACCUGAGGCCAUCAAUAACUUCUGUGCAAAGGUGGGAGUGACCGUUGCACAGGUAACUAUGGAGCCCCACAUGUUGGAGGCCUGUGUGAGAGAUGUGCUGAAUGACCACGCCCCCCGCGCCAUGGCUGUCCUGGAGCCCCUCAAAGUCACCAUCACCAACCUGCCUGAAGGCACAUGGAACGAUGUCCGUGUGCCCGACUUCCCAGCCAAUGAGUUUAUGGGAAGCCAUGUUGUUCCUUUUACACGCACCAUCUUCAUCGAGCAGAGCGAUUUCAGAGAGGUGAUUGAGAAGGGCUACAAACGUCUGACCCCCGAUCAGCCCGUCGGCCUGAGGCAUGCUGGGUACGUCAUCUCUGUCCAGAAGGUCAUCAAGGAUGCCCAGGGCAGGGUAGCAGAGUUGGAAGUGCUUUGCUGUAGUUCCCAUGAGGUGGCAGAGAAACCAAAGGCCUUUAUCCACUGGGUCAGUGAGCCCAAGAAGUGUGAAGUCCGCCUCUAUGAAAGACUAUUCCUUCACAAAAAUCCAGAGGACCCAUCUGAGGUGCCUGGCGGCUUCUUAAGUGAUAUCAACCCUAACUCUCUGCAAGUAAUUGACUGUGCGUUGGUGGACUGUUCAGUGAGCAAGGCUAAAGUGUUUGAUAAGUUCCAAUUUGAGAGAGUAGGCUACUUCGCAGUGGAUCCGGACAGUACAGAAGACAAGCUUGUCUUUAAUAGAACAGUCACCCUCAAAGAGGACCCUGGGAAGAUAUGAUCGUACGGGAUGAGAUUAAGCUGGACAGGCCUACUUACCAUAAGCCUUCAAAAUACUUUUUUUAAUCACAAAUCAACCUCUGCCCCCCAUUAUUUAAAGUAUCAGAUCUGUGUCUAAGCAAUGUUCCAUCUUCCUUUGCUUCGCAUGGGCUUGGUGGAGUUUUGCUCUAUUGGAUGCAACAAUCCGGUACUAGAAAUGGGCUAAGGGGUUGAUUUGAAAUCCAUAAUACAUGUUUGUAGGCAUCUUUAACAGUGUAGCAUUUUCAAAGGGGACUGUUUCUUUUCUGUCAAAUUAUCAAGCUUUGCUCUCUGCCGCUGUUCCACAAUAAAGAUGCUCACAAAUGUGACAUUUGGUUGUCUUAUGGUGUUGAGUGACCUGCUCUCAAUCACAAUUUAUGAUCUUUUUGUAACCUGAGAGGUGGGACACUUGGCAAUUUGAAUAAAACCAUGAAUAAUUUAAAUAUUA